AUGGAAGAGCAUUCCUUCAGCGAAUUGUCUAGCUCCUUAGGGGCGGGUUGUUUCGAAACAUGUCCCCAAAGGGGGCCAGGAGUGACCCUCCUGCAGAGUGAGCUGAAGCAGAUACAGGCCAUUGCUUCGGGAAUUCCCGAAGAUUCGGACCCUCAAAGGCAAAUCGAGCUGCAACGCAUGGCACAAAAACAGAAAGAAGCAGCAGAAAGAGUUUCGGGAUGGCAAAACUUGCUCUGCAACGCAAGACAACGCAGACUGCACGAGCGCGAAGAGCAGCAAAGACGAAGGGAAGAGGAGCUACUCAGGCAAGACCAAGAGGAACAAAAGCGCCGGCAACAGCUAGAAGAAGCUCUAAUCGAGAGAGCAGAAGCAGUGGCCUUAGGAAGAGAUGAAAAGGUUAGAACUUUCAUUCGGGCACAGAUGAUCGCCGAUACGAUAGCAGGGCAGAGAGAACAGCUGAGAUGGGCGGAGCAAAAGCGGUCCAUAGAACAGAUGCGUCAACUCGACUUACUGAGGGAACAGCAGAAUACGAACAGGCAACUAGCUGAGAGAGAGCAGCGUGACAAGCAGGAGCAGCAUGCGAAAGUCGUGCAAGCGCAAGCCAUUCUAAGGCAGCAAAUCAACGAGAUAGCCCAGCGGAAAAGACAGGAAGCCGACAAGCUAGCUUCCGAAGCUGAAGAAACUAAAAGACAACUGGAGGAGGAGCAACAAGCAGAACGCGACGCAGAGAAAGCAAAGCUUGCAGAGUCUAAACGACUUUACAGAGAACUCGUGAGGGCGAAUGAAGAACUUCAAGGUCGGAGAAAGGCGGCCGAAGCCCAGCAAAAAGCUGAAGAAGCCUUAGCUUUCGCGUGCGCUGCAAAACUUCAGCAGAGAGAGGCAAUGAUACGACGGAGGAGGGAAGAACUCCGGGCUUGGGCCCUGGAGAGAAGUGAACGGCUUACAGCUAAAGGAGCUGCAGCGCUGGCAAUUGCUCAGGCCGAAGAAGCAAGGCACCAAGAAAUUCAGGCUGCACGUUUUGAAGCAGAUGUCAAACAGGCAGAAGAGGCAAAACAGCUUAGGAGAGUGGCCAUGCAGCUGGAGCUGAGGGAGAGUCGAGACAACCAGGUUGAAGCAAAACGAAGGGAAAGGGAGAGAAAGACAAGGGAAGACGCAGAAUAUGCUGAAUCCCUUCAACAGGCAGCAGCUGCGGCGCAAGCAGAAGAAGAACGAAAGCUUCGGGAGCAGCGCCUCAACCGUUGGAAAGUAGGGGAGGAGCAGAAGCGUCAGGCAAGGGAAAGGCAAGAGUCGAAAAAGCAGCAGCGGGAGCAAGCUCUUGAGGAGGAGAGGAAGGCGAACGCCAAACUACGCGAAGCAGACCUUGCUUUGCAGCGUUUCGCUGAACAGGGCAUUGCAGCAGCAAAAGCAGCUGGAGCAGACUGGCGCAUCCUGGAAAAGGCCAAAAACAGGUUGCUGCGUCAGAGCAGUUUAUAUGUACCUCUUAAAAGUAAGGAUGGCGAUGGGGACACAGCAGCUCCUCGAUCGCCGACACCCUGCAUAGAACAGGAUGCCAUCAACGUAGUUCGUGGAACCUCCGCUUGA
Messenger RNA from Eimeria mitis, 1581 nucleotides. RefSeq lists its product as uncharacterized. NCBI's taxonomy places the organism in Eukaryota, Apicomplexa, Conoidasida, Eucoccidiorida, Eimeriidae. The transcript is spliced from 3 exons. Bases 1 to 1581 code for a protein of 526 amino acids. The record is from RefSeq and is a predicted model, not a curated record.